AUAACAUAUUCUCGUAUCAAACAUAUUAUAAAAACAAGCAUCACCACCACCACCACACCACUCAAUCUUCUCCUUCUCCGGCCACCUCUAACAAUGGAGCCGAUGCCAUUGCAAAACCUUCAUUUCCGUAAUCUCCGACCGGUUAAAGUUCUCGGAAAUGGUGCCACGGGCACCGUUUUCCUCGUUCACGACCUCAUCUCUGACCCGUCUGCCCGUUCCCCCUUUGCCCUCAAAGUUGUCGAAAAAUCAACCCUCCGGUCCGACCAUCGUGCCCGGUGGGAAAUCUCCGUCCUCAACCGCCUUAACGGCGACCCCCACCCCUUCCUCCCGUUCUUAAUCGGGUCAUUUGAGACCAACGAGUUCCUCGGGUGGGCCAUCCCUUUUUGCCCCGGACGUGACCUUAACGUCCUCCGUUACCGCCAACCGGACAACGUGUUCUCCGUUUCGAUCAUCCGAUUCUAUUUGGCGGAGAUCGUCUGCGCGCUAGAACACCUUCAUAGCAUGGGGAUCGCGUACCGCGAUUUAAAACCUGAAAAUGUUUUAAUUCAGGAGUCAGGACACGUGACGCUUACGGACUUUGACUUGUCACGUGCCCUGACUCCAACUUUCUGGUCUUCAGACAUAAAGUGUCUAAAGCCAAAAAGUAACUGGGAUUUGGACGUAAAGCCCAAAAGUUAUUGGGAUUCUAAUUUGAAGCCCAAUAAAUGUGAACGCACGUGUGCUUGCUUGAAAAAAACUAAGAGCACACGUGUGUUGCCGGUGACUUGUGUGAACACGAGUCUGGUCACCAACGAACGUUCAAACUCGUUCGUUGGGACAGAGGAGUAUCUAUCGCCCGAAAUGGUGCGAGGCGACGGACACGACUUUUCCGUCGACUGGUGGGCGUUAGGAAUACUCGCGUACGAAAUGUUGUACGGUACAACUCCAUUUAAGGGAAAGAACAGAAAAGAUACAUUUGGGAGGAUAUUAACGAUGCAGCCAAAGUUCACCGGAAAAUUGACGGCGUUAACGGAGUUAAUCACUAAACUGUUGGAAAAAGAUCCCACGCGCCGCCUUGGGUACCGGAAAGGCGCGUGUGAGAUUAAAGAGCACCCGUUCUUUUAUGGGUUACAAUGGGAUGUAUUGACGGAACUUGUACGGCCUCCGUUUAUCCCGUCAAGAGAUAACGUUGGACUGACGGUGGAGACAGUUGGCAUCAGUAUAAAGGAGUACUUUCAGAAGGUACGGAAGCCGCCGUCACCGUUAGAUUCUUCUUCCUGUAGCGUUUCAUUUACGGAGUUCUAACAGGCGCACGUGUGGAUUGGUGAUUGUGUAUAUAACGGUAGUUGGUCGGGUAGGAAUUAAAUACGCGCCUGUGGUAGCGCGUGCAUGAUUUGUGGCAUGAUGUCAUCUUGGAAUUGAACUGUAUAGCUGUUGAAAUUUUAUGAUAAGUGUUAGAAUUAAUCACAUCUUAAUCUCUUAUAGUC
This is a messenger RNA of Helianthus annuus (common sunflower), 1466 nucleotides long. Its product is annotated as serine/threonine-protein kinase UCN. NCBI's taxonomy places the organism in Eukaryota, Viridiplantae, Streptophyta, Magnoliopsida, Asterales, Asteraceae. The transcript has a single exon. Gene Ontology annotation, biological process: protein phosphorylation. Gene Ontology annotation, molecular function: protein serine/threonine kinase activity; ATP binding. Gene Ontology annotation, cellular component: plasma membrane; cytoplasm; nucleus. The record is from RefSeq and is a predicted model, not a curated record. Bases 94 to 1284 code for a protein of 396 amino acids.